Plectropomus leopardus (leopard coralgrouper) is the source of this 588-nucleotide messenger RNA. NCBI's taxonomy places the organism in Eukaryota, Metazoa, Chordata, Actinopteri, Perciformes, Serranidae. The record is from RefSeq and is a predicted model, not a curated record.
AUGGCCACCAGGAGCAAGAAAGCAGGUGGAGGAGUCGCCCAGACUCACCGCUCCGGAAACAUUCGUCUGAUUGUGUCACCUGUAAACUCUGCGGUUGAUGCUGAUGAGAUUAAGAGGCUAGGAAAGAGAUUUAAGAAACUCGACCUAGAUAACUCCGGGUCCCUGAGCGUCGAGGAGUUUAUGUCGCUGCCGGAGCUCCAACAGAAUCCCCUCGUGCAGCGAGUCAUCGACAUUUUCGACACGGACGGAAACGGAGAAGUCGACUUUAAAGAGUUCAUCGAAGGAGUCUCCCAGUUCAGCGUCAAAGGCGACAAGGAGCAGAAGUUGCGUUUCGCCUUCAGGAUCUACGACAUGGACAAGGAUGGCUACAUAUCCAACGGUGAGCUCUUCCAGGUCCUCAAGAUGAUGGUAGGAAACAACCUGAAGGACACUCAGCUCCAACAGAUCGUCGACAAAACCAUCAUCAAUGCAGACAAAGACGGCGAUGGCAGGAUAUCCUUCGAGGAGUUCUGUGCGGUGAGUAACGGCGGCUCAGCUUCAUCGCCCCUUUUUGCUUUUUUUCUCCUGCUAGAAAUGUUGAAGCAAUGA